AGCAGCGAGACUGUCUGAUUUUCAACUUCGAGUUUCGGCAUUUUUCCCUUCCAUCGCUCCUCCUGCUCGCCAGCCGCGCCCUCACAUUCUCUCUCUCUCUCUUCCUUUAGCUUCGAUUUUCCGAGCGAUUCCGUCGGAUUUUCCCGAGAAAAUUUGUCCAAUCAGGCUGCAGGAAGAGCUCUUGCCUCGGGCCCCGUUCGAUUCGUCUCCGGCUCGUUCUCGACGGAGUCCGUGGAGGGCUGAGUGAAAGCGCGCUCCUUCCCGCGGUACAUUGGAUCUCGAGGUGGUGGUAGUCCGAAUCUCGGAUUCUGCAGCGCGCCGCGUCGGCUUCGAUAGGACCUUGGAGCUUGCCCUUGUUCCGCGGCGAGCGAAGGGUGAAAUCUAGAGUGCUUUUAAGGGCUUCAUCCAUCCUCUCCUCAGCGAGUGCGGUACUCUCACUUGAGAUAGUUGCAGAUGUUUGAUAAAAGGAAUGAAGACUUCUACAUGAACUUCUCUAGGAGAGAGCUUCAGACUUUGUGCAAAAAAUAUGGUUUGCCUGCCAACCGGUCAAAAUCUGAUUUGGCAAAUUUACUAGCUUCUCGCUCGCAGGAAUGCAAUUUAAGGCCAUUAUCUCAGGUGCAUCGUGACUUACAAUUAAGAUUUGCAGAAAAGGAAGGUCCAGGGGUUUCUGUCGCCGGUGACUGUGGAUUAAUUUCUUUUCCUCAAGAUAAAGAUGUCAGGCAGUGGUUUCUUCAUACUGUGAAAGCCAAUCAGUUAGAAGGAUCUGUAGAGGCUCAUCAAAGGUUUGAUGAGGACAUAUCUCGAGACCCAAUUCCUCAACAUGCAGAGACAUCCUAUUCUCAGUUUUCUUUACAAAAUGAUAAGACUGGUUUUCAUUGUGGUGCAUUCCCGAGAAUGAUACCUUGUGAGAAAAAAGUGGGGUUGCAUGGAUCUGGCGCGGCACAGUGCGUGUCCCAAAUCCAGUUUAAAGAGGCUGGUGUGUUUUGUGCAGCAGAUGUUAUUUCUGCAUCUGUAUAUUCUACCAUAGCUCCUUCCUCUACCUUUGAAUUUCAUGUCAGGUCAGAAGAGGGAAUUAAUCUUCAUGUGGACUUCAACUCAAGCCCAUCUGACUGGGCUGAGAAACUUAAAAACGAUGUUUGUAUAUUUGAGAGUGUCAAUCAUAUGAAUAAUCAAAAUUCUCAUGAGAAGCUUGGACAUCCUGGGGAGAAUACUGUGAUGAAAAGUUCCCUUUCUCAGACUGCAGAUAACAGCCAAAUGGUUUCUGCUCCUUCGGAUGAAGAUAAAGGAAAUAGUUUGGGGGAUUGUCUUCACCCUGAUAGAGUUGACAGUUUGUUGAUUUCCGCUGCUGAGGUGCCACGUGUCGUGGAUGCAGAAGUUUCGAAGGGUUUAGAAGAAGUUCAGAUGCCCAUCUCAUCCAAAUCUGAAUCAAUUGCACAGAGCCAGAUAAUUUCUCUGGCAGCACCCUGUGGCAUGGACGGUUGUAAUGCCAGCUUUGAUCCAAAUAUCUCCGAUAACCCCGACAUGAAGUCUGGCAAUGAUUCAUUUUCGCAUACAAUAUCAGAUACCACAGUUAGUUUUAUCACAUCAGAUCACGUUGCCAAGCAUGGUGGCGAGACUUGUAUAAAUUCAGAAUUCCAAAACAACUGCAAACCCACUAAUUUUGGUGCGAAGGUUCCUGAAGGGUACAGAGUUGGUUCCAAAGAGUUGCACUUGUCGAAAGUUGCAAGUGUUCUGGGGCAUUCACUUUCACCUUUCAAGACUAAUACAAUCGACAUUCUGGUUGAUUGGAAGAACAAAAGUGAAUCAGAGGCUGAAUCAGCCAACACCUUUGAGCUUAAGCAAGACCAUGAUGGAAAUGUUCCAACUUGUUCUGACAUAGAGGAGAGGAGCAGCACUGCUAGUGGGGUGGAGAGUAUUGUAUGCUUGCAAUUUGAAAAAUCAGCUGCUGGAAGUUCUUCAAGAUUUGAUGAUGUUGAUUCCAAUGAAAUGUUACAAAAGAGGCUACGAGUGGAUAGUGAUGACCAAAGUGGCUGUGUUGGAACAGAUGUUAGAAUUUCUAGAUGCUCCAAACAUCCUCAUAUGGAAGUCCUACCAAGAAGAUCUGUGCGGCUGGUGCCCAAGUGACUUUUUGUACUCUGCUGCGGCAACAAAAUGUGCGUUCUUCAUCGUAAGGAGGAAUACGCUUUAGAGUUUUUUCGCUUACCGGGGAAAUUCCUGUUUUUCUCCUAAUUUUGUUCGCGCACUGGAGAACUUUAGUCACUGGAAAGAACCAAGAAGAGCUAGAUUCAUGCAGUGUUGUCAUUGUGUGUAUUAAUCUAUUGAUUAUUAUUUUUCGAUAAGUAUGCAUAUAAUCUGUCAAACCUUUUGCUUAGGAUAUUUACUGUCAAUUUGUGCUUUCUUCUACACUGGAACAAAGUGUUUUAGCUGCAUACUUGGGACAACCCGUUUGAGAGGGGAUGUACUUUUUUCGGAUUUUCAACUAGGGUUUUUGCACUUUAGUUUGGAGAAUCAGCUGAGCACCUCAGUAUUAUCAGAUGGAACUUAUCACAGCUUUAAAA
This is a messenger RNA of Eucalyptus grandis, 2558 nucleotides long. RefSeq lists its product as uncharacterized. Lineage: Eukaryota; Viridiplantae; Streptophyta; Magnoliopsida; Myrtales; Myrtaceae. Bases 454 to 2124 code for a protein of 556 amino acids. The transcript is spliced from 10 exons. The record is from RefSeq and is a predicted model, not a curated record.